This is a messenger RNA of Chionomys nivalis (European snow vole), 3105 nucleotides long. It is a transcript of the gene Chm, whose product is annotated as CHM Rab escort protein. Gene Ontology annotation, molecular function: GDP-dissociation inhibitor activity. Lineage: Eukaryota; Metazoa; Chordata; Mammalia; Rodentia; Cricetidae. Gene Ontology annotation, biological process: vesicle-mediated transport; intracellular protein transport; protein geranylgeranylation. The coding region runs from base 5 to 1960 and encodes 651 amino acids. The record is from RefSeq and is a predicted model, not a curated record. The transcript is spliced from 15 exons. Gene Ontology annotation, cellular component: nucleus; cytosol; Rab-protein geranylgeranyltransferase complex.
CAAGAUGGCGGAUAAUCUCCCUUCGGAUUUUGAUGUGAUCGUAAUAGGGACGGGUUUGCCUGAAUCCAUCAUUGCGGCUGCAUGUUCAAGAAGUGGCCAGAGGGUUCUGCAUGUUGAUUCACGAAGCUACUAUGGAGGAAACUGGGCCAGUUUCAGCUUUUCAGGACUGUUGUCCUGGCUAAAGGAAUAUCAGGAAAACAGUGAUGCUGUGACUGAAAAUUCCAGCUGGCAAGCACAGAUUCUUGAGAAUGAGGAAGCUAUCCUUCUUAGCAGCAAGGACAAAACAAUUCAACAUGUAGAAGUAUUUUGUUAUGCCAGUCAGGAUUUGCAUAAAGAUGUUGAGGAAGCUGGUGCACUGCAGAAAAAUCACGCUUUUGUGACAUCCGCGGACUCCGUAGAGGCUGCAGAGGCUGCAGAGGCUGCUUGCCUGCCUACUGCAGAUGCAUCAUUAAACACUAGGAGCUGUGAAACACUAGCAGAACAAACUCAGAGCAGUGAGCCAGAGAGUUCACUAGCAGCAAAUGAUGCUGAAGCAGCAGGAGAAAAAGAAAAUCAUAGUGAUGAUAAAGCUACAGAAGAAGAGCCAAGUGAAAAUGUGCCUAAAGUACAAGACACCACAGAGCCACCAAAGAAAAAUAAAAUUACUUACUCACAGAUUAUUAAAGAAGGCAGAAGAUUUAAUAUUGAUUUAGUAUCAAAACUUCUCUAUUCUCGGGGAUUACUAAUUGAUCUUCUGAUCAAAUCAAAUGUUAGUCGAUAUGCAGAGUUUAAAAACAUUACGAGGAUUCUUGCAUUUCGAGACGGAAUUGUGGAACAGGUUCCCUGUUCUAGAGCAGAUGUCUUCAAUAGCAAACAACUUACUAUGGUAGAAAAACGAAUGCUAAUGAAAUUUCUAACAUUUUGUAUGGAAUAUGAAGAACAUCCUGAUGAAUACAAAGCAUAUGAGGAAACAACAUUUUCUGAAUAUUUAAAAACUCAAAAAUUAACCCCCAACCUUCAGUAUUUUAUCCUGCAUUCAAUUGCUAUGACAUCAGAAACAACAAGCCAUACAGUAGAUGGUCUCAAAGCUACCAAAAACUUUCUUCACUGUCUUGGGCGGUACGGCAAUACUCCAUUUCUGUUUCCUUUAUAUGGCCAAGGAGAACUCCCUCAGUGUUUUUGCAGAAUGUGUGCUGUGUUUGGUGGAAUCUAUUGUCUUCGCCAUUCUGUACAGUGCCUUGUAGUGGACAAAGAAUCCAGAAAAUGUAAAGCAAUGAUAGAUCAAUUUGGUCAAAGAAUAAUUUCUAAACAUUUCGUUAUUGAAGACAGUUACCUUUCUGAGAACACAUGUUCCCGUGUACAGUACAGGCAGAUAUCCAGGGCAGUCCUGAUAACAGAUGGAUCUGUACUAAAAACGGAGUCAGAUCAACAGGUCUCCAUUAUGACAGUGCCAGCAGAAGAACCAGGAAGUUUUGCUGUUCGGGUCAUUGAGUUAUGCUCUUCAACGAUGACAUGCAUGAAAGGCACAUAUUUGGUGCAUUUGACUUGUGUGUCUUCUAAAACAGCAAGAGAAGAUUUAGAACCAGUAGUACAGAAAUUGUUUACUCCAUAUACAGAAAUGGAAGCAGAAAGUGAACAUAUUGAAAAGCCAAGGAUUCUAUGGGCACUGUAUUUCAAUAUGAGAGAUUCAUCAGAUAUCGGCAGAGAUUGUUAUAAUGAUUUACCAUCCAAUGUUUAUGUGUGCUCUGGCCCAGACUGUGAUCUAGGAAAUGAUAAUGCAGUCAAACAGGCAGAAACACUUUUCCAGCAAAUCUGCCCAAAUGAGGACUUCUGUCCAGCCCCACCAAAUCCUGAAGAUAUUGUCUUUGAUGGAGACAGUUCACAACAAGAAGCUUCAGAAUCCACUGUUAUAUCAGAGACCAAUUCAGAGACUCCCAAGGGAAAUAAAGACCUGGGAUACCCAGAGAAGCCCUCUAAGUAGUGGAUAUGCAUUAGACUUACUAUCCUAAUUUGAAAAUUCCUCUUGGCUUCAUAGUCCUGAUGGAUGGAAUAUAUGAAAACUUAGAAAGCAACAACCAAUAGGCAAAAUUACAAGACGAAAUGAGUACUAGAAAUCUAAAGGGCAAUUUUCUUCAAAGAAGGCAUUUCUGGGAAAAUAAAAUACUUAUAAAGCACAUUGACUUGCCUAUUUUAAGAUAACAAGCCUGUGAGAUUAGCAUUCCUGGGAAUGUAGCUAUGAUGUUAAAGGGAUCCUAAGCAUUGUAAGUAAUUAUGUGGUGUUCACAUAAAUUUGCCACAUCUGGAGAGUCAGCUCUCAUACUUAUUUUGAUUAUUUGAAUUAUAUUUUCAUUCUGGGUAUGAUAUAACAGAUACAAGCAUAUGUAAAUACAAUAGAGUAAAGCUAAACUAUCAUAAUCUGGCCAGAAGCCAAUAUUUGGAGUAAAAGUUGGUUUUAUUUUAUAUGUUAAAAACUGAAAAUGUUAAUACUAAGGUGUUUAGAUGAUUUGCUAAUCAUGAUUUGUUAGUAAGUAGUGACUUUGGUGUAAUACACACUGGCUAAAGUUUAAAGAUGAAACGUAAGAAUGGAAGCAUACAUUUGGAUAAGAUCAGUGAUCCUUCAUGAUUCUACUAAGUCAGAGUAACGGAAGCACUAACCUUGUUCACAGAACUAAUUUGGUCAUGGCUAUGCUACUUAAAAUAUUGGGCAGCUUGUUUAACUUCUUCAGUUUCUGCAGAUCUAAAGUGGACUACUGUGCCUACUGUGUCAGAAUAGUUAUGAAGAGAAAUAUAGCACCAUCCUUAGAGUGGCUCCUCUGGAAACACACUGUUUGGAACUUUCCCAUUGGUUGACCUGUGGGUAAAUAUCAAACCACCCUCACGAUCACAGUGUUACAUGUAUUGCGCUAAAUUUUUAAAAUGCAGCCGGGUGGUGGUGGCACACACCUUUAAUCCCAGGACUCGUGAGGCAGAGUGAUCGUGAGGAUCUCUAUGAGUUCGAGGCAAGCCUGGUCUACAAAAGCUAGUUCCAGGACAGCUAGGACUCUUACACAGAGAAAUCCUGUCUCAAAAAAACAAAAAGGAAAAGAAAAAAAAAAAUUAAAAUGCAAAUCUGUUUCCUAAACUCAU